Psilocybe cubensis is the source of this 1137-nucleotide messenger RNA. RefSeq lists its product as uncharacterized. The coding region runs from base 1 to 1137 and encodes 378 amino acids. Gene Ontology annotation, biological process: mitotic spindle elongation; vesicle-mediated transport. Lineage: Eukaryota; Fungi; Basidiomycota; Agaricomycetes; Agaricales; Agrocybaceae. Gene Ontology annotation, cellular component: Golgi membrane. The transcript has 3 exons. The record is from RefSeq and is a predicted model, not a curated record.
AUGGAGCCCAUCCCAGACGCCUCGCCGCCUCGAGUUCCCCUUCGUUAUCCGAGUCUUGCUCAGGAUGCAGACCAGAUAGACGAAAAGGCUCCUCCCACAGCCAACUACGCGCCAGAUCAUCGUAAAAAGCGCCCACCGACUCUCUCUCCAUCUCCAGCACACUGGUCUCCGUACUAUUCUCCCGAUUCUUCUCGUCCAUACCCUUCUUCGUCGCGCUACUCGCCUCAUACUCCCCACAUUCGCUUCAAUCCACAACCCCGUUUCCGCAGCAGUACUCGCCCUUCAUGGCUCUCCAUACUGAGGCCCUGGUUGCCCCUCAUCAUGUAUGCUAUCACCAGUCUCGCCUUUGUUGUCGCCGUAGCCAUGUAUCGGACAGAGCUCUUCACAUAUCUUGACGAAUUGUCUCUCUGGUUACGCGCCGACGAGCAGUAUGGUCAUGCUGUCCUUUUCUUUUUGAUUUUCCUUACUACAAUCCCUCCCAUACCUCUGUAUUCUACUCUCAUCGUCUUAUCUGGUUACACUUUUGGCCCAUGGACCGGCGCUAUCAUCUCUUAUUUUGCCGCUCUUUCGGGCGCCCUCAUUGUAUUUAUCGUUUCUCGUCUACUUUUCCGCGAAUCUAUCGAACGCUGGCUUGCUUCCUGCACGACCAUCAAACGGGUCGUGCGUGCAAUCGAAAAGCGCCCGAAAUUGCUUUUCCUAAUUCGGCUUGCCCCCUACCCCUACAAUGUCAUGAACUGCUUGCUCGCAGCGUCUCCCACCCUCACUCUUCAUACCUACACCGUCUGCACUGCCUUGUCUUUAUUCAAGGUCAUCAUACAUACCAGCGUCGGCGCAUCGAUACAUUCCUUCCGAGAUUAUCACAACAGCAAUGAUGCUUCCCCUUCUGAUGACGACGAAAGUGGGACCGAUAUGAUGGCUCGCUUAUGGACAAUUCUGGGCAUUCUUCUCUGCGUGCUGAUCCUAGUCUAUCUUUCCGUCGUUGCUCGCCGGGCCGUCGAUGAAGAAUUGGACGACGGACCCAUCACAGCUCAUGAUGCGGAAGAAACGAGAGGAUUCCUCUCUGGUGCAGACAGCGACCCCGAAUCAGGCAUGCACGACCGCCCCAUGUCGGAAAUACCGUUCCGGGGCGAUAGAUAA